GUUUAGCCAAGUGAGAACAGGGAAUUAUUUUUUGUAAUUACUAUCGUAUCCAAUGUGUUUGUAAACAUUUUGAAGAACUUUGUGUGAUUUUCUGGUUAUGAUCUUAAAUUUUGCCACCUUUUUGGAACAUGCAUCCACACCUUUUGUGACACGGGACCGCCCCAUUUAGUCUCCUCUUACGACAAGCAAGGGGGUACUGAGGACAUAUUCUAACCCGGAUCCCCACGGGAUUGCUUGGAUAUAUUGAAUCGACAUAGCUUGCGUUUUUUUCUGAUUUAGACAGUCACAACACAGGAUUAAGUGAAAUGAAAUUUUAUUAUUUGUACUGAUUGAGUAAAAUAACAUAUUUUUUUGUAAAUGAACAGGAAUAACAUGUUCCCUCUUCCUUAUUGUUUAACGUCGAACUAUUCAUAUUAUUGGCUCUGAUAUUUGCUCAAUGCAAUUUGUCAUUCUUUUGAAAUUGGUUUUUGUAUUACUCAGCAACAGGAACGAGUUGGAUUUUAUCAGGAAUCAAAUAACGGUUUUCAACAGACAAGGGACAUGUUGAUCACGAUAUUUCUAUUAUGUGCUUCACUUUCUGUAUGUUUCGGUUUACAUGAAUGUAACGCUGGUUUCUAUGGAACAAACUGCUCAAUACCAUGCAGGCAUCCCAAUUAUGGCUUAGACUGUCAAAGGUUUUGUAAUUGUGAAGAACAGUUGUGCAACGCAACAUAUGGAUGUCUUUACAAUUUUACCACAUUAUCCGAUGACGGAUAUAUAAAACCAACUAUACCUUUAGAAGAAAACAAAACCAUGGAAACACAUUCACAAUUAAACCUUAUACUGAUAACGAUCAUAACAUCGUCUGGUUUUCUGCUCGUCAUCAUCUCAAUGAUAGUUGUAUAUCUUGCUAAUAAAAAGCACCUGUCCCGAAGGAUCCUUAAAACUGAGAAAUAUAUUGAUACUGUCAUAACAGAUCUUCCAGGGAGCAGAUGGAGGGAUACACCACGUGACAAUGCUGACGGUGAAGGGCGUCGUCCAUCUAGAUAUGAACAAUUGUCGCUAAAUUUAAGUACUGAUCUCUAAAUCUAGUUUGUGCAAUACUGAUAUGAUGAAUACUUGAUCAUUAGAUGGACUGAUUGAUUUAAUUUUCACGUCGUAUCGGAAAUUAUUCACCAUAAGGAGACAACAAGUUCGCUUAAAGUGCCACGGACAUAUGCUAGAGCUAUAUACGAAUUUAUUUGUGAGGAUCCAUUUUUGUGCCAACACCAACUGUGACACUGAAUUUCAGUUAAGGUACAUCUAAACAUGACACGAGACUUUUAAAAUGUCUCCUGGUUGUUUUGUUGUCAAUUAGUAAAAUGUUUUUAAAUAUUUCCA
This is a messenger RNA of Ostrea edulis (European flat oyster), 1359 nucleotides long. RefSeq lists its product as uncharacterized. Lineage: Eukaryota; Metazoa; Mollusca; Bivalvia; Ostreida; Ostreidae. Bases 541 to 1065 code for a protein of 174 amino acids. The record is from RefSeq and is a predicted model, not a curated record. The transcript has 3 exons.